CGCAAGGUGGGUGGUCCUAGACCCCCAACGGUUCCGGAACAUUACUCAUGAACCGGGGGGAAAAUGGACUGGAUGAGUUGUUCGCAGUUGCAUCGUUGAACCCACAUCGCCCAUGACGCCGUUGACGCGGCACCGUCCUGGCCGCUCCGUUAUUGGUCGCCCAGCGAUCAACGCUGCUCUAAGCGAAGCAGGGAAUCUCUCGGACAUGUUCGUUCUGAUCUCGCUCGCUUCGAUCCUGCCGUACCGUUGGCUCCAACCCAUGGUGAACCCGACGUUCCAAUCCCCUCCGACUGACUCUGGGAUCGCGACGCGACCAUCGGACCCUCCCCUAUCCUUCUCAUGAUCACCCACGAUUCUCGAGCGUUGCUCGUGUCUGGACCACCUCGGGAGAAGAGAGCCACGGUUGUGCCCUCUCAGGCCCCUCGUCAGGUUCGAUCCUGCCGGGUUUGUCGACUGCGCAAGGUCAAGUGCGACCGCGUCAAACCCUGUCAUGCAUGUUGCGCUCAUGGCUAUCCAUCCAAGUGCGUGUAUGAACCGGGGACAGACGAGGAUCCCCAGCCCAUCAGUCAAGCGGAUGAGAUCCGAAAUCUGCGGGCGGAGAUCCGCGACUUAACGGCCCGCCUGAACAACAGUGAGCGCCGGCACCGAUCGGAGCGGCGUCAGGCCCAGCUGCAACGGUUGUUUGCGACUAUACGCACGGCCCCGCUGGAGCUUGUCGAUCGAUUAAUCAAUCAACUCCGUACGGGUUCCAGCGGAUCGAAUGAAUGGGAAGGAACAGAAGCUUUUCUCCACCAACGCUCUCUGGAUGAGAACAGUGACGAUAGCAGCAGAGAUAACGAUCACUAUGCCUCACACGGGUCAGAGGGCUUCGAUUUCAACCGCAGCCCAUCAGAAAGCAGCGAUGAUUCAUCAUCAUCCUCGUCGAUCAUUAGCAUAAAGAACUCAUCUAGGCCGAUGCUGGAUGUGUUUAUUGAGCGGUUUGUUGACGCUUUUAGUCCGGAAGUAGAUAUCAAGUCGGGUCAGGCCGGAGCAUUGCGACGCGCAGCGGAAAUUCGCAUGUUUUCUCCGCUUCUGAUGGAUGCAUUUGAAGGGGUCUCGGUAGCUUUUUUCGGUCGGUCUGUUCAGGACCCGCGAUUCGUGCAGUCCGGCUCUGAGAUGUAUGGGCGUGUCCUGCGGAAUCUACAGAAUGCCUUGUUUGACCCAGAGCGGAGCAAGGCUGAAUCCACGCUGGCCACCGUCAUUCUCUUAAUGGCCUUUGAGAGCGUCGCACGGACCUCACAAGCAGGACUGGCAUCGCACGUGUUCGGCGCUGUACGUUUAAUCGAACACCGCGGACCUGAUAAUCAUAUUCACGGAGUAGAGCACCUUCUCUUCACAGAACUGCGUCCGUAUUGGGUUGGGGCGGCCCUCGUCAGUCGUCAGCCUUCAUUUCUUGCCAAGGAGGAUUGGAUCAAUGUACCCUGGUCAGCAGGAACGAGCAAGAAAGACAUCCUUCACUACCUGUUAGAUUUAACGGUCGAAGUGCCAUCCCUGUUGGCGGAAUACGACGCUUUGGAGGCCACGCGACAGUCCAGGAUCGCCAGUGCGCAUGAGAUCACCGUUAAACAGGCAGCGCUAUGGAAUGGGGUUACCAACCUCACGUGCCGGUUCCUCCAGUGGAAGAUCGACUGGGUCGAUGCCUAUCCCGAUGGACCGCCCAAGGAGGUACCCGCGGAACCCAACGAUCAGUUUCCCAUCUUCCGCUGUCGGGAUCUCCGUACCGGUGCUGUCGUCACCCCGACAAAAUUUGUCUACCCCGAUCUACGUCUGGCUCAAACGAUGUGCCUAUAUUAUACCUCGCGGCUCAUGCUAUCGACAGUUGACACCCGAUCGGACGACGAACGGGUGGGGCCCGCGCAGCAAUAUGCUCUUGGCUGUGGCAUCUGCCGGACUCUCGAAUGGUACAUCUUAACGGCACCCGGCAACAUGAUCAACCGGCUCGCUUUCCCCGUGCGCGUGGCCUGGGAGGUGUUUCCCGACGGCGGACCUGAACGACGAUUCAUCUACGACGUGUUGAAACUGGUGGAGAAGCGCCAUUCGCUUGGCUUAUGGGGAAAUGGGAUGUCGGAGCUAUCCCCUCGGGCCGGAUCACCGCCGAGCGCAUGACCUGGGGCACUUGUAUAGAACUAGGAUGGAUAUGUUGGCGAUCGCAGGCACGAAAGCUGAUGUUUUGUGGGAACGAAGUUACGAGCGAUAUGAACUUGGUAAAAAGUUGUUGAUUUUUUUUUUUUUUUCUUUCCUCCUACACGAGCGAGGUUUGCUGAUUAAGAUCGAAGGGACGCCAGUCUUGACGUGUCUAACGAUAAGAAUAUUUCAUAUGAUGUACAAUAAUCACACAGCUCUUUCGGAUAAGCGACUUAAUGUAUACCCGAAUGUUUAACCCCUUGACGAUGCCAAGCGACUCGAAAGAUUAACUCGCUCCAACCUGCCCGAGCCAGUAUUUGUAAUGACAGCUAUCCUCCAACGUCAUUCUUGGGAGAUUGCUUAAACUCUCACUCACACAAACCGUUUAGAAACAACCCGUAGGACAGCCGCGCAAGAUCAUUAACAGAACAAUGCUAGAACUAUAUCAAUUCCUUUCAAAACUAUCAAAGUACGUAAAGGCACUGAAUGGCAACUGCUUUAUCAUAUAGUCGAACAGUGAACAGCAAUCAAUUAU
This is a messenger RNA of Aspergillus caelatus, 2698 nucleotides long. RefSeq names its product Zn(II)2Cys6 transcription factor domain-containing protein. The transcript is spliced from 6 exons. The record is from RefSeq and is a predicted model, not a curated record. The coding region runs from base 340 to 2145 and encodes 601 amino acids. Gene Ontology annotation, molecular function: zinc ion binding; DNA-binding transcription factor activity, RNA polymerase II-specific. Gene Ontology annotation, biological process: regulation of DNA-templated transcription. Lineage: Eukaryota; Fungi; Ascomycota; Eurotiomycetes; Eurotiales; Aspergillaceae.